This is a messenger RNA of Adineta ricciae, 1468 nucleotides long. Lineage: Eukaryota; Metazoa; Rotifera; Eurotatoria; Adinetida; Adinetidae. The record is from the annotation of a GenBank genome assembly.
CAAUUACUAUGAUGCAUGUGAACCAUUACAAUGUAUUUAUACACAUGAAACAAAGAAUAGUUUGAUUUAUAUUGUUACUACAAUUAUAGGAUUGGUUGGUGGUUUAGUAACAGUAUUAAAAUUAAUUACACCACGUGUAGUGAGAUUUCUACGAAGAAAACAAAAAACGGGAAUAUCCGAUGAAGCGCCACUUGUGCAUGGAACACGAUUGAGCAUCGAUCAAAUAGUGCAAGACUACAUAAAAACUUUCAACAUAUUUCCAUCAAAUCCUCCAACACAUGAUCAACACGAACUUCGAAAUCAAUAUAUUUCAACACGAUUAUUUGUUAUUCUUCUCAUUCUUUCAUUCACUGUUCUUAUUCUCUACACUUCAUUAAUUAACAUCACACAAACUAUCACAGUCACUUCACCAACAAUCAAACAAUAUUUACAAUUAUAUUCUACUUAUGUACAAACAUUAUCAUGUGAUUGUAAACACAUAUCAAUUAAUCAUAACAUGUUUCUUAAUGUGAAAUAUACAUUUCAUCAAAUAUGUAAUAGUGAUUUUAUCAAUCAAGAUUGGUUUGAUUAUCUUCAGAAUGCGGGUUUACAAAUACUUCUGUAUGCAGAUGAUUUCCGAGGAAGCAGUGUAUUUAUGUUUCAAGUGCUACAAACAUUUUGUGUUUUAAGCCAACAAACAAUCAAUAAUAGUCUGACUCAGUUUUAUUCAACCCAGUUUAUUAGCUCAUCGGUUAUAUCUAAAGAAGUAUUUGAACUUCAAAUUGGAUCACUUAUCACUGAUUUCAUUUCAUCAACAACUAAUAACUUCCUAUUGUCACUCUCAUCAAUACGACAAAUGACACAGAGUUAUAGUCUGUUCUCUGCACAUCAAACGAAUUUUGACCUCUAUGUGUAUUCAUCUUAUUAUAUUUAUACAGCAGCAACUACAUACAAAAAUUGCAGUUGUGCUACAUCAGCUAAAUGUGCAUAUCAAUCUCCAAUCCGUGAUGCUAGUGGUUUAAAAAUAUCCAGCGUACCUGGUAUGUAUGUUGGAUGUUAUUAUGUCGAGGCAUUAUUACAAUCAGAUCUUCGAUGUUUCUAUAAUCAAACAUGUAUUAGUGAGAUACAGUCUUAUUUUACUGCGUCACCACCAAUAAAUGUUACAGCACUUAAUUCAUCGUUAUUGAUUCAGUUUCAAGUCAAUUCUACAAUGGAAGAUGUAGUCAAUAAGUUAAUGGUUGAUAAAUGGUCAACAUUAUUGAAUUAUUCCAAUUACUAUGAUGCAUGUGAACCAUUACAAUGUAUUUAUACACAUGAAACAAAGAAUAGUUUGAUUUAUAUUGUUACUACAAUUAUAGGAUUGGUUGGUGGUUUAGUAACAGUAUUAAAACUAGUUGUACCACGAAUCAUUAAGUUGAUUUCUUCACUUAUUAGAAAAUACAGAAUGAAAUAUAAUCAGGAUCGAGUGAUGCCCAUGGUGCACAAUUAA